AUGUCAACUUUAAGAACAGGACAACAACUGCAAGAGCCACUUGAUUUGAUUCGUUUCCAAUUAGACGAAUUUGUUUUGGUGAAGUUAAGAGGAGCUAGAGAAAUGAAAGGUAGACUUCAAGGGUAUGAUUCCCAUUGUAAUAUGGUGUUAAGUGAAGCUCAAGAGUUUAUAUUCAAUGAAACUGAUAGUGAGCCUAUAGUUAAAAAGACUGAAAUGGUGUUUGUUAGAGGAGAUUCUGUCAUUUUAGUGAGUCCAACCACAGAAUAA
Messenger RNA from Scheffersomyces coipomensis, 267 nucleotides. It is a transcript of the gene SMX4, whose product is annotated as U4/U6-U5 snRNP complex subunit. Gene Ontology annotation, molecular function: RNA binding. The record is from RefSeq and is a predicted model, not a curated record. Gene Ontology annotation, cellular component: U4/U6 x U5 tri-snRNP complex; U6 snRNP; Lsm1-7-Pat1 complex. The transcript has a single exon. The coding region runs from base 1 to 267 and encodes 88 amino acids. Gene Ontology annotation, biological process: mRNA splicing, via spliceosome; P-body assembly. Lineage: Eukaryota; Fungi; Ascomycota; Pichiomycetes; Serinales; Debaryomycetaceae.